GAAGUAAAGCGAUUUCCAAAGGAGAGAGGAGAAACUUCACUAAAUGGACUGACAGAUAAGUCAUCAUUCUGUCUCCACACGCACUGACCCACAUUCUCCUGACCAGUUUUGCCAAGAGACUCUACCGGAAACGACGAUUUGCACUCUCAGUGGGAACCUCAGUGGCAGAUUCAGAGAAUGGCAGAGAAGGUGCUGGUUACAGGUGGAGCGGGCUACAUCGGGAGUCACUGUGUGGUGGAGCUUAUUGAAGCAGGCUUCCAGCCAGUCGUAGUAGAUAACUUCAGUAACGCUGUCAGAGGAGAAGGGGAUGUGCCAGAGAGCAUACGAAGGAUAGAGAAGUUUCUGGGCACCAGCAUUGAGUUUCAUGAACUGGACCUUCUGGACAGACCUGGUUUGGAAAAACUCUUCAAAAAGCAUGCUUUCAGUGCUGUGAUGCACUUUGCUGGUCUGAAGGCCGUCGGCGAGUCAGUGGAGCAGCCGCUACGCUACUACAGAGUCAACCUCACCGCCUCCAUGAAUCUGCUUGAGGUGAUGCAGGCUCACAGGGUGCACAAUCUGGUCUUCAGCAGCUCAGCCACGGUGUACGGAGACCCCCAGCACCUGCCCAUCGACGAGGAGCACCCGGUGGGUGGCUGCACCAACCCUUACGGCAAGACCAAAUACUUCAUCGAAGAGAUGAUCAAGGACCACUGUAAAGCAGAGAAGGACUGGAAUGCAGUGCUGCUGCGUUAUUUCAACCCAAUUGGAGCUCAUUCCUCAGGCCUGAUAGGAGAAGACCCUCAGGGUAUCCCCAACAACCUGCUGCCAUAUGUUGCCCAGGUCGCAAUUGGGAGAAGAAAGUGCCUCAGUGUAUUUGGGAAUGACUAUGACACACUCGAUGGGACAGGUGUGAGAGAUUAUAUUCACGUUGUAGAUCUGGCAAAGGGACACAUAGCAGCUCUGAAGAAGCUGAAGGACAACUGCGGGUGCAAGGUUUACAACCUUGGAACAGGGAGGGGCUACUCUGUGCUCCAGAUGGUAAAAGCCAUGGAGAAGGCAUCAGGGAGAGAGAUUGCAUACAAGAUCGCCCCUCGUAGGGGAGGAGACAUUGCCUCCUGCUACGCUGAUCCUCGUCUGGCUGAGAAGGAGCUGGGCUGGAAGGCUGAAUUCGACCUGGAAAGAAUGUGUGAGGAUCUGUGGCGCUGGCAGUCCUUGAACCCCACAGGAUUUUCAAAUGGCACAGCUUCUUGAUACAACUCCAGCCUGUCAUUAAAUGUUUUUUCCUUUUCUAAAUCACCGGGCCAAAGCGAACCGUCAACUUCCUCAUUUUUGCAUAUUGCAUAAACACAUGAUGAGACCUCAGGAGGAGCUGAAUGCUUUACGUUCUGUCAUGUUUCAUUUCUUAUUAGCUCUACAUUAA
Molecule: messenger RNA, 1399 nt
Organism: Lates calcarifer (barramundi perch)
Lineage: Eukaryota; Metazoa; Chordata; Actinopteri; Centropomidae
Gene: gale
Product: UDP-galactose-4-epimerase
Biological process (GO): beta-D-galactose catabolic process via UDP-galactose, Leloir pathway
Cellular component (GO): cytosol
Molecular function (GO): UDP-glucose 4-epimerase activity
Source: RefSeq, a predicted model, not a curated record